CAUUGCAUGUUCUCUGCAUGAAUUUCUGUUGUUUCUCACCCAUUUAUUUCCUGAGAAAAAAAUUUAAUCAAAUAUAAAAAAAUAAAAAAUUGAAUAAAGCACACGAUAUAAAUACAUAUAGAAUUUAAAUGCUUGCUAUAGUUUCAUGUCAUGUUUAUUGCCCAAGAUAGCAGUACAAAUUUAUUCUGUAUGUGUAGAUAUUAUCAGGGGGGUGUUGCUUCCUUUAGUUGCGGUGCAUUUGUGGCAGUGCAGUGGCUCAUUCAUCAACACACAUUUCCUCAUAUUGUAAGCUGAGUGCACAUUUUGACUGUUCACUUAGCUAAUAAAUAGAUGAAAUGCAGUGGGGCUAAUAAUUACAUCAAGUUCCUCUCCAAAACCAUACACAGAUGAGCCAAAGUACUGCAGGUUGGAGCAGAAAGCAAAGUCCCUCCCUCCAUGUUUAUAGCUCUACAGAAUAGAGGGAGAGAGAGUAAAAGGAUGCUGAAGACUGGUGCACUGGGACCACUCUGGGUAAGAUGCUGGAGAAGUACGACUCGAAAGUCUUUACAAUGGAGCGACAAGUCCUUUGAGUUUGGUAUACUUUGGUUAAAUACUAAAGGAGUAAUUGAUCUAACAUCAAGAACAGCCAUUUUUUCAAGCAACUUUUAGUGAAUAACUGAAAAGCUGAGGUGAGCAUGUCUUCCUCGCCCGGUAUCCAGCCUCAGGAGUCCAUGGAUGUGGUCUACAUCUCCAUUGAGACAGCCAUCGCCCUGGCCUCGGUGCUGGGGAACAUCCUGGUGGUUCUGGUGGUAUAUGUGAACCGGGCGCUUCGGAACACCACAUUCUUCUUCAUCGUGUCUCUGGCUGUGGCUGAUAUUGCUGUGGGUCUUCUAGUCAUUCCUCUGGCCAUUGUCAUCAGCCUGGGACUGAAGACUCAAUUCUACACAUGCCUUUUCCUCUCCUGUUUGCUCCUCAUCAUCACCCAGAGCUCCAUCUUGUCUCUACUAGCCAUUGCCAUUGACCGAUAUCUACGAGUCAAGAUUCCCACCAAGUACAGCUCCGUAGUGACCCAGGAGAGGGCCUGGGCAGCUGUUGGCCUGUGUUGGGUGCUCUCUUUCCUAACGGGCAUGGUGCCAAUGACGGGCUGGAAUAACCGUGAUGCCCUAAAUCCCUCCAGCGACAUUCCCUGUACGUUUAUGGGUGUCAUGAGGAUGGACUACAUGGUGUAUUUCAACUUCUUUGGAUGGGUGGUGGUCCCACUGGUCAUUAUGAUUUUUCUCUAUGUGGAAAUCUUUCGGGUGAUAAAAAGGCAACUCAACAGCCGUGCUGAGGCCACCUGUGAUGCAGAGAGAUACUAUCAGAAAGAGCUGAGGCUGGUCAAGUCUCUAGCUUUAGUGGUCUUCUUCUUCAUCGUGUGCUGGAUGCCAAUACACAUUAUGAACUGCAUCAGCUUCUUUUGCAAAGACUGCAAAAUCCCUACAGUAGCCAUGAAUGUUGGCAUUUUUAUGUCCCAUGUAAACUCAGCAGUCAAUCCCAUGGUUUAUGCCUUUAGGAUAAAGCGCUUCAGAGUUACAUUAAUUGAGAUCACUAGCCGAUGCAUGUUAUGCAGACGUACACAACCCACACCAUGUGCUACAGGCACACCAGCUAAUAUAGAGAAAUCCACUGGGAAUUUAUAGAACAUGGCAGGCAGCCUAUGAUAACAAGGACAAAACAUAAUACAUCAACACUAAUGAUAGCAGAUAAUAUAAAUAUUUCAGCGGUACAUUGAAAAAUAACUGACUGUUAAACAUAUAUAUCAGUGGUCAAUGGCCAUAAAGCAACUCUUUAAUACGCCUUUUUAGAGAUGGGCAUAUUUUCAAAAUGAUAAUGUCAUGAACAUUGUUUUGAGCAUACACAAUCGAUAUUCAAACCUGAAUAAAAAUCAAAAUAAAAUUAAUGUAAACUUUAACAAUUCUGCACUUCUUUAACGUUUGUCUGAUACUUAAACCUCAACUAACACAAUUCAAGAAGUAUUUUAACAAAUUUCUGUUGAAGUGACAUAAUAUUGUCUGAAAAGUUAUUAGAUUACCAAAAAAUCAAGAUAUCCAUUUCAGACAGUAUUGCUUAAUCCUUACUAUUACAAAAUACUGUAUAUUAUAUUAUUACUGUAAGUAUAUGUACCAACCAUGUGUUUGAUAUUGGCUAACUAACAUGCACUGAUAACUCAGAGAGGCUGAAAUUCUGCCAAGUCCAGACUGUGUACAAAGCAGCAAUGAAGAUUUAGUAAAGCUAAAGAAGAUUUACUGAGCAAAAUCAAUAAUGGGAAAGUGUUGGGUGUUUGUUUCCAAGAAAUAUUUUUCAUUCUAUAAAAGGUCUACCUGCGCUGUGCAUCCAUAAAGGAAAUGAAACAAAAUGGGUGGAUACAUAAAAAACAUGACCAUUUGAUUGGUUUAAUUUAAUAUGUCAGUGGAAGUACAGUGAGUAGGCUGUGAAGCACUGGGCUGCAGUAAUUCAUUCCAACUUUACUAAAGAGGCUAUUAAAAGUACUGCUUUGUCAUCACAUCUCCCACAUAAUUUCUGCCUGGGUCUAGUACAUGCUUGAAUUAUUCCCACAUAAUGUCAUAUGAAUCAAUUUAUGUCAUAUCUGUCAUUUAUCAACAAUGCUGCUCAGGACGUUUGACAGAUUAUUUAAAGGUGCUCUAUGUAUAUUUUCUAGAGUAGGGCCCACCAUUGUCUCCAUGGACAUGUUAUGGCUUUGUCUUUGUGAAAUUUCCUGCAGUGUGGCAUUAAACCAUACUAUUUUGCAUUUGUUUAAUUGUUUUUAUUGCUCAAACCUUAUCGAGGUGGGUGAAUUUAAUGCAAUUUUUGGAACAUUCUAAACAAAGCAAUGGAGGCAAACAGACUGUGGACUCCUCUCUAGGAAAGUUACAAAGUGCACAUUUAACAUAAGAAAUGCUCUGAAUAUGCUCUAGUAGUCCUUGGAAAGACACCAGUGCAUGUUGCCAUCUGUCACCUGUAUUCUUAUGUAGGAUUUGAAUGUGCUAAGCAUUGUCUAAUCCUCUGCCUGUGUCUUAGUGAGGUAGUUAACAAUUAUCACACUGCAGGGCAGAGCUGUGCUGAAGCCUGGACACUGCACAGACAAAUGCUUCUUUAUAUUAAGCACUUUAUCUUUUCCUCAUAAGAAUAUCUCGCCUCCUUAAGGUAAAACUGGUACUGAACUUAUGUCUGUAUAGAAUAGUGUCUAAUAUGCUGUGAUAGUUAUCUAAUUUUGGACUUUAUCUGCAGAGUGUUUCCGUUUGAGCAUCACAGCAGCACAAAUGGCAGAAACUGAUGGAACCACAGAAGUCCAGGACAUGGAAAACCCAGAGGAAGUGUUGGAUGACGAACAAGCAGCUUUGCUACAGUUUAGUAAAUAUAUUGAAAUGCGGCGCUCACUUCCAUGGGAGCAGUGGACAUUUAGGGAGAAAAUAAAUUUUUACCUUGACCGGAUUUUUCUAGGGUUGUUGAUUGUUUUUGUAAUUGUUGCCUUGUGUGAAUUUGUUUACAAAAUGUGGUAUGUGACCAAUGUGAAAAAGAUUACGGAGUUUGUUGUAGACUCCUUAGUGUUUGUGUUUGAAUGGCUUUUCAAACAGGACAAACAAGAGGAGCUCAUAGAAUUGUAGUGCCCCAUAGUAUUACUUUUUUUUCCCCUUUUAGGUUACAGGUUAUUUAAAGUAACAUGUUGUGAAGCAUAUUAGUAAACAACACUUUUUGAGGGAUGAA
Messenger RNA from Boleophthalmus pectinirostris (great blue-spotted mudskipper), 3723 nucleotides. RefSeq names its product adenosine receptor A1-like. Gene Ontology annotation, biological process: G protein-coupled adenosine receptor signaling pathway. Gene Ontology annotation, molecular function: G protein-coupled adenosine receptor activity. The transcript has 2 exons. The record is from RefSeq and is a predicted model, not a curated record. NCBI's taxonomy places the organism in Eukaryota, Metazoa, Chordata, Actinopteri, Gobiiformes, Gobiidae. Gene Ontology annotation, cellular component: synapse; dendrite; membrane. Bases 675 to 1658 code for a protein of 327 amino acids.